Messenger RNA from Sciurus carolinensis (gray squirrel), 2958 nucleotides. RefSeq names its product trophoblast glycoprotein (gene Tpbg). Gene Ontology annotation, cellular component: plasma membrane. The record is from RefSeq and is a predicted model, not a curated record. Gene Ontology annotation, biological process: negative regulation of canonical Wnt signaling pathway. Gene Ontology annotation, molecular function: protein binding. The transcript is spliced from 2 exons. Lineage: Eukaryota; Metazoa; Chordata; Mammalia; Rodentia; Sciuridae. The coding region runs from base 547 to 1821 and encodes 424 amino acids.
CCUACCUAGGGCUGCCAAGGUUGGCUGCGCGGCCGAAAUCCCUCCGGCAGGCCAGGCCCUCCCCUCCCCCCGGGUUGGUUUUUCCCAGCUGUGGAGGUUGGGCCAGGGGCUGGGGUACUUGGAGAGUCGGCGCUCGCAGCGCAGAGCCCGGAAGUCGCCGGGACUCUGGUGGGACUCGGAGUUGGCUUUGGAGGUGGCGGGCGCGGAGGUCGCGCAGCGGAUCCACCGACAGGCGCCAACUGAAGAGGCGAGGAGGUGCCACCCCGGGCGGCGCUGGAAGAGGAGCGGGAGGAGGAGCGCGGAGACCAGCGUCCCUACCCGCCGUGCGUACUUUGUGGAGGGAAGGGCGGGGGAGUCGGCCCCGGGAGGGGGACGCCCGGUGGCUAGGGGGUUAGCCAAGUUCCGGCUGCGGUGGUCCUCCUCCGCUCCCACCAGAGGAAAGUUUUCUCCAGGCGCUUCCGGCCGGCCAGCACCCUCCGGGCCCAACCUCCCGAGCCUUCGGAGCGGGCGCCGGCCCAGCCCAGCUCCGGGAAGACGCGAGCCGCGAUGCCUGGGGGGUGCUCCCGGGGCCCCGCCGCCGGGGACGGGCGGCUGCGGUUGGCGCGGCUGGCGCGGCUGGCGCUGGUCCUCUUGGGCUGGGUCUCCUCGUCCUCUCCCACGUCCUCCGCGUCCUCCUCCACCUCUUCAGUGUCGUCCCUGGGCUCAGCGGUGUCUGCUCAGCCCCCGCUGUCGGGCCAAUGCCCGCCGCUGUGCGAGUGCUCUGAGGCGGCGCGCACCGUCAAGUGCGUGAACCGCAACCUGACCGAGGUGCCUGCGGACCUGCCACUCUACGUGCGCAACCUCUUCCUCACGGGUAAUCAGCUGGCCGUGCUCCCCUCCGGCGCCUUUGCCCGCCGGCCACCACUGGCCGAGCUGGCCGCGCUCAACCUCAGCGGCAGCCGCCUGGUGGAAGUGCACGCUGGCGCCUUCGAGCAUCUGCCCAGCCUACGCCAGCUCGACCUCAGCCACAACCCACUCGCCUAUAUCAGCCCCUUCGCCUUUUCGGGCAACACCAAUGCUUCUGUUCCCAGCCCCCUGGUGGAACUGAUCCUGAACCACAUCGUGCCCCCUGCAGACCAGCUACUGAAGCAGAACCGAAGCUUCGAGGGCAUGGUGGCCGCGGCCCUGCGAACUGGCCACGCGCUACGCGGGCUGCGUUGCCUGGAGCUGGGCAGCAAUCAUUUCCUUUACCUGCCACGGGACGUGCUCGCCCAACUGCCCGGCCUCAGGCACCUGGACCUGCGGAACAACUCGCUGGUGAGCCUGACCUACGUGUCCUUCCGCAACCUGACACACCUAGAAAGCCUCCACCUGGAGGACAAUGCUCUCAAGGUCCUUCAUAAUGGCACCCUGACGGAGUUGCAAGGCCUGGCCCACGUCAGGUUAUUCCUGGACAACAAUCCCUGGGUCUGCGACUGCCACAUGGCGGACAUGGUGGACUGGCUCAAGGAGACCGAGAUAGUGCAGGGCAAAGCCAGGCUCACCUGUGCAUUCCCGGAAAAAAUGAGGAAUCGGGUCCUCUUGGAACUCAGCAGCUCUGACCUGGACUGUGACCCUAUCCUCCCACCAUCCCUGCAGACUUCUUAUGUCUUCCUUGGUAUUGUUUUAGCUCUGAUAGGCGCUAUUUUCCUCCUUGUUUUAUAUUUGAACCGUAAGGGGAUAAAAAAGUGGAUGCAUAACAUCAGAGAUGCCUGCAGGGAUCACAUGGAAGGGUAUCAUUACAGAUAUGAAAUCAAUGCGGACCCCAGGUUAACAAACCUCAGUUCUAAUUCGGAUGUCUGAGAAACAUUAGAGGACAGGGGGGACAAAAAAGGACAACUCUGCAUGAGGUGUAGACUUAAGCUUUAUCCAAGUAUUAGGCUUGCUCUACUUCCACCCUCCACUGUAGACACCACUGACUUUGACUGAAAGCAGUGAAGGGGUUUCCGCUUCCUUGUUAUAUAAAGUCUCUUGGUGUGUUCUAUUAAUGUAAGAAUGUAAGACGUUGAACAACUGUGCAUAGUGUUUUGCCCUUUUUCUUUUCUUGGAACUGCUCAACACAUGUGGAGUGAUUUUCCAAGUUUCAGCAUGAACAUGGACUCCUUGCUGUUUCUCUUAGUACAGUUCAAGGUGUAGCAAGUGUACCUACACAGAUAGCAUUCAACAGAAGCUGCCUCAACUUUUUUUUUUUUUUUUUGAGAAAAAUACUUUAUUCAUAAAUAUCAGUUUUAUCCUCAUGCAUCCCAUGAACUGCCUGCAGACCUUAGCAAGCUCUUAAAAAUAACUCCGUAGUGCACAGGAGCACCUGCAUCCAAGAGCAUGCUUAUAUUUUACUGUUCUGCAUAUUACAAAAUAUAACUUGCAACUUCAGAUAACUUUCACAAAGUAAAGUACUUUUUCUGAUUGCAGUUUAUAUGAAACUGUACUGAAUUUUUUCUUUUUAUAAACUGCAUCAAGAUCAAACAGACUGAAUUGUUGAAAAAAAUUCAAUAAAGAUUCUUAAAAGAAUUACACUGUGUUCAAGUUUGGUAUUUGAAAAAAGGAUGAAGGGCAAUAAUACUGAAUGUCUUGGUUCCAAUGAUAAUUAAAUUAUUGGUUAGCAAGCUGAACAAGGUCUUACAUAAAUAGAUUUGGGAGAUAGUUUUGAAGUGGUGGAUUCUUUUAGGAUUUAAAUAGAGAAUUUGAAUAUUUAUGUGACUAGAUUUCUCAUGGUCCCAAAGUUAAUGCUAUUCAUGAAACAAUUUUGUAAGAGCAUUAUGAAAUUGGUAAGAGUAAAGAAUUCUGUAUGAUAAACAGUUCAUAGUUUGGAACUUUUUCUGGACUAAUGAAGUUGUUAGGGCAGAACAAUAUUAUUUACUUAAUAAAACUCUGAAUGAACUUGUUCUAUGAAUUUUAGAGUGUAAAACAAAUAUAAUGCAAAUGUAUAAAGAAGCAGGAUCU